AUGGAACCAUUUAAAUUGGGCUACCUUAAGAGCUUUCUCAAAGGGUCUGGGCUAACACCAGAGCAUUGUAUUAGCAACCUCAAAGAAUGGGAACCAAGAAUUCGAAACUGUUAUGCUGAGAGCAUUUCACUUGAAAGUGAUGCUUUUUUGAAAAUGAUUCUAAUUGAUGCUGGGUUCAUAAUUGAGCUUUUCCUUAGAUAUUAUGACGUGGGCAAUUGGGUAGAAAGAGACCCUUCGAUCUUAAAACCGUCGCUCGCAGAUGAUGUUGCCCAUGACUUGAUCUUGCUUGAGAAUCAACUUCCAUUCUUUGUUCUUAAAGGCUUGUUCAACCUUGCUAUUGCUGAUUUUAUGACUACUGAUAUGCCCAGCUUUCUUGAGCUUACUUUCAACUACUUUGUGGACCUCAACUCUCAAAAACUACAACCCGAUGGUGUGAGUUUGCGACAUUUCACUGAUCUGCUAAGGGUAUUUUACUUACCACCAAGUGAAAGAUUACCAGAAAGAUCAGAAAUAGGCAAUAUAUUGGACCAUUUAUAUACUGCAGGUGAGCUAGUAGAGGCAGGAUUGAGGUUCAAGGUCGAUAAAACAAAAAAAUGCUUACUCGAGUUACAAUAUGAUAAGGGUGUCUUAACAAUGCCAUGCCUUAAUGUAUCUGAUAGGACUGAGUUUCACUUGAGAAAUAUAAUUGCAUUUGAGCAAGAUCAUUAUCCUUUUAAGGCCUACAUUACUGAUUACUUAAAAGUGUUGGAUUUCCUUAUCCAUACUGAUAAAGAUGUGGAUCUACUAGUUCAGAAGGGAAUUAUCAUUACCUUAUUGGAUGAUAAGAGGGAAGUAGCUACUAUGAUUAAUUGUCUCGGCUCAAAUCUUAUCCAAGCAAAUAUGAAUUCUGAAUACCUCUCCAUCUGUAAGGUGUUGAAUGAUUUCUAUAACAAGCCUAUUAAUAAGUGGAAAGCAGGCUUCAUACAUGACUACUUCAACAAUGACUACUUCAACACUCCAGUGAAAAAAGUAACUUCCGUUGCUGCUAUUAUACUACUUAUACUUACCCUUGUUCAAACCAUUUGUUCUGUACUCUCAUUACUCUAG
This is a messenger RNA of Diospyros lotus (date-plum), 1086 nucleotides long. RefSeq names its product UPF0481 protein At3g47200-like. The record is from RefSeq and is a predicted model, not a curated record. The transcript has a single exon. Bases 1 to 1086 code for a protein of 361 amino acids. Lineage: Eukaryota; Viridiplantae; Streptophyta; Magnoliopsida; Ericales; Ebenaceae.